Mesorhabditis spiculigera is the source of this 837-nucleotide messenger RNA. The record is from the annotation of a GenBank genome assembly. Lineage: Eukaryota; Metazoa; Nematoda; Chromadorea; Rhabditida; Rhabditidae.
AUGAAAGUCGACAUCGCUGCCCCGAUCGUCGUCUAUGAGGAAAAUGGGAAGAGCUACAGGAAAUACGAGGAAGAGCCAGCCGACCCGAUUCAGGCCCGCGUGAAAAGCCACUACCGUAACCAGCACCUCCACCAGACUGUCGAUUUUGUCAGCGCAAUGCAAAAGAAAUGGCUCUCCUUCAGCCAUGCUCAGAUGCCGAUCCUGGACUGCUUGGACUUGUUGGCCGGGUUUUUGGAUGAGAGCGAUCCAGAUGUAGAUGAAGCUAACCUGUACCACGCCUACCAAACGGCAGAAAAACUACGCGAAAAUCAUCCAGAUAAGCCGUGGAUGCACUUGGCCGGUCUCGUCCACGACUUGGGCAAGAUCAUGAGCGUGUGGGGGGAGGAGCAGUGGGCCGUGACGGGGGAUACCUAUCCGGUUGGAUGCCGUCCAGACCCUUCUAUCGUCUACGGUGUCGAGAGCUUUGCCGGAAAUCCGGAUCAGGAAAACGAGCAGUACACCACCGAACUCGGCAUGUACGAGCGGGGAUGUGGUUUUGAGAAUCUGCUGAUGUGCUGGACACACGACGAAUAUUUGUAUCAGGUACUGAAAAACCAUGGCACCACGCUCCCUGAAGAAGCUCUCUACGCCAUCCGAUUCCACUCCUUCUACCCCGCACAUUCCCAUGGCGCCUAUAAGCAGUUCGAAAGUGAGCGCGAUCGUCAACUUCACGAUGCUAUCAUGGAGCUCAACGCCUGCGACCUGUACUCGAAGAGCGAUGACCGCCCAAAUGUCCAGGAGCUCAAGUCGUACUACCAAGGCCUCAUCGACAAAUAUAUCCCCGGAACGGUGAAGUGG